Messenger RNA from Yamadazyma jaroonii, 222 nucleotides. The record is from the annotation of a GenBank genome assembly. NCBI's taxonomy places the organism in Eukaryota, Fungi, Ascomycota, Pichiomycetes, Serinales, Debaryomycetaceae.
AUGUCUGACUAUACAUUCCCAGAGGUUCCAUCACAAAAGGAAUUAGAUGAACAUAAUGUUCCAUUCUUAAACAGAGAUCAUUGUGCUUCUCAUUUAAUCAAUUACUACAAAUGUUUAGACAAAGGUACUAGUUUCUGUUCAACCACCAAAGAUGAAUUCUACAAAUGUCAAUAUUAUAGUUUGAAACAAAGAUUACAAAAAGCUGAUCCUCAUUUCCAUUAA